AGAAGAAGGAGAAGCAGCAGCAGCAGCAGCAGAAGAAGAAGAAGUAACUGUAGCUGCGGAGUUUACCCAUGGAUGGAUCCAUUUGUUUACCAGAGGAGUUGCUUAUAAACUGCUUUCCUCUCGGUCAUGGCCGGUGUUUUCCUCGUCACGCUGUUUGAGUACUCGCCGCUGUUUUACGUCAGUGUGGUGUCGUUGUGUUUCGUUGUUACCGCUGCCGUGGUGCUCGGGUGGUUUGGCUUUGAUGUCCCUGUGAUUCUUCGCAGCUCAGAUGAGACAGAGUCCAUCCUCUCAACUCCUGAGAAGCAUAUGAUCCAGGUGACCAAUCCCUUUGCUAUAGCGAUGGGCUCUGGUCCAGCAUCUGUCACUGAUGGUGCAUCAGUGCGGCCUUGCUGUCUGGAACCUUGCGUCCUGAGCUGUUUUUGGGGUUGUGAGGUUACUGCUCUACAGGGAGCACUGCAGUCCUAUCAGCAUGGACUGAGGCUCAGCACACCACAGCAUUUUCAGGAGGCACUACACCAACGCUACCAUCACCUCCAGAGCUUCCAUGUCAGCAGUGAGGACGCAGAGGAAUGCCACACACAGAUUCCUGUUGACCAGGGAAUCACAGACUUUGGCCUGUUGCCGAGGGAACGCUACCCUCUUGUAGCUGUGCUGACACUGGCAGAGCCAGAAGCCAGGGACACAUACAAUAUUGUGGCCAGUGUGACGGUGAUUCAUGUUCCUGAUGUUAAAUACAAACUCACUGCACGGGCUCUCUUUCAGUACCUUCUAACUUCACGGGGGAACAUGUAUGAAUUAAAGCCUCUGUUCAUGUCAGCAGACAGCACGGCGCUGUCUGGGCCUCCUGACUCAGAACUCGGCACCACACCCGACAAACCUUCAGAGGAGGCCCUCAGAGCAGAGCCGAGUCCAGCACCGGAGGGAGAAGACGAGGACUGGUCAGAGGGGACAGGCAGAGACUGUGUGGUGUGUCAGAAUGCAGCAGUGAACAGGGUGCUGCUCCCCUGCAGACAUGCUUGUGUAUGUGAUGGCUGCAUGUCACACUUUCAGCACUGCCCCAUCUGCAGGGCCUUCAUCCUGGAGUCAUUCACCCUGACACAAGGAGCAGCUGCGGAACAGAGACUCCAAUCUGACACAGUCGGUGGCAAUUAAGCGAUGCAUUACAGCAUGGCCACUAUCAACUGUCCUGAGUAAUCCGUUCAUUACGGCUCUGAAUGCUUCCAGUGAGUUAACAUCCAGUGAUUUGCCAUGUACAUCACCACUCAAAGCGAUAUUUAAAUCCAGGAUCAAGCAUGAGCCCAGACAUGGGUUUCACAAAUAGCUUUUUCACAUGCAUGCAUGUUCACUAUUCCACCCUCAAGAUGGAUUAGAGCCUGCGUCUGCUGACCCACACUUUUCAGUGUCUGUCAUUUUUAUGUGUGUAUUAAUGUAGGAGAAAUAUGAUUUUACCAACAUAAAAUAACAAUAAUCAAAAUAAACAACAUACUAUGUCAUCCAUAACCACAGAUAUUCAGAGGCUCCUCACUGGUAACUUUGUAGAGUUUAAAGAAUCCUCUGUGGGAGUGAUUCUAGUUAUAUUGAACAACCUCCCACUUGAUGGCAGUGAGGCACAGUCAGAUAAUCUCAUGGAAAGGGAACAAAAAAAGUGUAAAUACUACAUAUAUGAAAAGUGUGACUGCUGUUUUAUAAACGGCUGCAUGAUUUCAACAAAAUCUACUGCUGAUCAGUCACCGCUGUUGUUUCAUGUUUGAAGAAUGUAAUAUUUCCAUGUACAGUUUAUUUAUGUAUCCUUCAAUUUGUGAAUGUUAUAUGGUUUGAAUUAUUUAAAGAUACUCUUGGGGUAAAUAUAUAAAUAUACAAGAGUAUAAUGAUUUGCAAAGUGACUUCAGUCAAUCAUUUAAACAGGAACAACAAAAAGAUGGUGAGAAACAUUUGAAAAUGAAGCAUCAUUUCUACUUUAACUGCACUGUUUGCUUCACUUUUUGUUGCUGACCGGUUUCUUGUCUUUUUACAAUGCUUACACCUAAUUUGUGAGGUUUUGGCAAAGGUUUGCUAGACUACUUGUCUUACCACUUGAUGGUCAUGUCUUGAUUUUAUUUAUACUUUCAUUUAUUUUCAAGACAAAACAAAAUAAUAAUAAUAAAAAAUGUGGCAGUAAAGCAAGAGUUGUGUCACAGACACUGAUGAGAUUCGACCGAUAUAUCAGGAAUUUGAUAUAUACGUAGACCACUUCUUUUUCAGUCCAUGGAUUCAGCAAAAAGGCUCUACUCUCAAAGCUCUGUGUUUAUGAGGCUGAAAAUAACUUGACUUCAAACAAUGUUAAAAAAAAAAAAGGAUCUGUAACAAUAUCUGUAUAGUUAGAUCUAAAUGUUAAAUAUUAAAUUUAAAUAUAAAUAUUUGUCAUUUGAAAUUCAAAAAUGUGGUUUGUGCAUUACGAUAUGACGUAGUGAUGGUUUGGCAGUGACGCUCAGUGUCCAGCUGAGAGCAGUGUACGCGGGGUCAAAGUGAGCGUUGUUGUUACACUCACACGUGUUCAUUUAUAUUUGUUAUCUGAUUCUGUAAACACAGUCUGACCAUCUCAAUUAGCUGAAUAUUUAGUUUUAUACAGAACAUUUAUAUUUAACAUUUGUGUAACAUUUAAUAUUUAGAUUUAACUAAUUAAUGUGUUUAUAAGUUAACAAAUAUUGGUGUAAAUGUGGAAAAAGUUAACGUUAACACUUUUUGAAACAUAGUUUGGAGCUAAUGUUAUUUUCAGCCUGAGCCACCUCUUAUGUAUUCCCCACAUCAUUGUCUUUACACCUAAAAAUACCUCUAGAGGAGAGGCUUAGAAUUGCAAUGUCCCUUCCCUACAGUGGUCACCGUUGUCUUUUAUGACCAUAAGUUGUAUUGUCUAUAUUGUAACUUUACUUACUGAUAUUUUAGCAAUCUUUUGCUAACAGCAGGCUAGCUGUUGUCAAUGUAAUGGUGAAACAAGUACUUAUUACAUGGUCUGUUCAGUAACAUACAGGUAUUUACAGGUGCAUCUCAAUAAAUUAGAAUAUUUUGGAAAA
This is a messenger RNA of Solea solea (common sole), 3050 nucleotides long. RefSeq names its product cell growth regulator with ring finger domain 1 (gene cgrrf1). The record is from RefSeq and is a predicted model, not a curated record. The coding region runs from base 127 to 1152 and encodes 341 amino acids. NCBI's taxonomy places the organism in Eukaryota, Metazoa, Chordata, Actinopteri, Pleuronectiformes, Soleidae. The transcript has 6 exons. Gene Ontology annotation, biological process: negative regulation of cell growth.